AUGCCUAGCUCUAUUCUCGAAUCAUUCUCCCUGAAGGAUAAAACCGUGGUUAUCACGGGUGCUACAGGAGGAAUUGGGCUGGAGAUUUCCAUAGCCCUGGCAGAGGCAGGUGCCAACAUUAUCUCUAUCGAGAUACCCCGAGAUCCGUCGAGCCCGGAGCUACGUCGUGCCAUCGAGGCAACGAACCAUCAUUUCACUGUAUUUGAGUGCAAUCUCAAAGAUCACCAGUCUAUCCAUGACACCUUUGCUGCCAUACGGAAGUCGGGCGUUAUUCCGGACAUCUUGGUCAACUGCGCCGGCAUUACCAGACAUAUGCUGAUCGAGGAUACGCCUGUCCAGGACCUGGAUGAUGUGAUGUCCAUCAAUUUUCGAGGCACAUAUCUAUGCAUUCAAGAAUUUGGGCGAGAGCUGCUUCGCCUGAAGCGACCGGGGAAGAUCAUCAACUUUGCCUCCAUCGCGUCAUUUCUUGCUCAGACAAAUAUUUCGGCGUAUUGCAGUAGCAAGGCUGCUGUGCAGAAUCUGACAAGAGCUGUUAGUAACGAGUGGGCUGGCCGGGGUAUAACGUGUAACGCAAUAUGUCCAGGUUUCAUUCAUACCAAGAUGUGCGAGGAUCUGCACACCGAUGAGGAAUUCUCCGCCAGGGUUGUAGCGAGAACAUCCAUGGGCCGAUGGGGAGAGCCACAGGACUUGCGCGGUCUAGCUGUCUUUCUUGCAAGCCGUGCAAGUGAUUUCAUAACGGGGGAGAGCAUCUACAUUGACGGAGGCAUCAUGGGUCGGUAG
Aspergillus pseudonomiae is the source of this 780-nucleotide messenger RNA. RefSeq names its product SDR family NAD(P)-dependent oxidoreductase. The transcript has 3 exons. The coding region runs from base 1 to 780 and encodes 259 amino acids. Lineage: Eukaryota; Fungi; Ascomycota; Eurotiomycetes; Eurotiales; Aspergillaceae. Gene Ontology annotation, molecular function: oxidoreductase activity, acting on the CH-OH group of donors, NAD or NADP as acceptor. The record is from RefSeq and is a predicted model, not a curated record.